Clonostachys solani is the source of this 789-nucleotide messenger RNA. The record is from the annotation of a GenBank genome assembly. Lineage: Eukaryota; Fungi; Ascomycota; Sordariomycetes; Hypocreales; Bionectriaceae.
AUGGCUUAUAACUCUAUGCGCGGGCCUUUCAGGGAAGCCGGUCGAGAUGUCUACUGCUGGGCGGAGCGGUGCCAGAAAUUGAACCUCCUGAAGGUGGUGAUGGAUGAAGGCGAGGGUACAUAUGAUGACAUUCUGGCUGAUGUCAAUUCCUUGUACCACAGUGAACAGCCCUCCCCAGACGAUCAUCCAGGGAGGAAAGAUGUAUUCUGUCUUCCUCGAGCACCAUAUGAGCAUAUUCACAAUCCGGCUACUUCUCAAGUCCAUGAUACUUCAGCCGCCGACCCCAUUCCUGCACACAACCCACAAGCUGUACAAUACGAAGUCCCACAAAUGAGACAUGAAAACUUCCACAUAGACCUUGAAAAUUGGGGGUAUUCAGAUCAGGGAGAUAGACAUAUCGAAGACGUUUCUCUUCCCGAAGAAGAUGAGUUCGUUAUCUCUGAUGACGAGGGACACCCAGACGACGGCCGAAUUUCCCCAUGCACAUUCCGACUGUUUACUCAGAACUGCCGCCGACGAUGCGAUACGCACCAGGUCAUUGACCAGGUACUCCAGAACUAUCAGCCUACAAACCUACGCCUCGAGACCAUUGGACCCCUCGGGAUGGAAUAUCAAGCUCCAAGGUUUCCAGGCCAAUACUACCCGCUUUCUUCCGGUUCUGGGUACGCUUGCGAAGAUGAGGAUGAGCAGGGAGCAGACUUGAUCCAGAUGGCCAAGAUCGUCACCAUCGAGCACUGGGUGUUUACAGGAUAUUGGCCGAAAUUUUCGGACGAGGUGGCUUAUGUUUAA